Stegodyphus dumicola is the source of this 5397-nucleotide messenger RNA. Its product is annotated as monoglyceride lipase-like. The record is from RefSeq and is a predicted model, not a curated record. Lineage: Eukaryota; Metazoa; Arthropoda; Arachnida; Araneae; Eresidae.
AUGCGCGAAUUCUGAUGUGAUAUAAAGACGCGGUUAAAGAGACCUUCGGCUCAGAGUACCUCGUGGCUUGGCUUGCGUAUCAUUCCAUUGUUCGUUAAGGUGCUCGGGUUUCAUCAUGGGACCGCAUGCAAACAAUUCGCCGGAGAUUCGUUCAUUCACGUCCACGAUAGUAAACAGUAAGGGAAAACGUUUAUUUUGCAAGUACUGGGAAGCUGUGGACAAACCAAGAGCAAUGGUCUUCAUCGCCCAUGGUUACGCGGAACACUGUCUGUUGUAUGAAACACUAGCUCGUACUCUUGCCUUGAAUAACUUUUUCGUCUUUACUCACGACCAUGUGGGACAUGGUCAAAGCGAAGGACAGAGAGCCCACAUCGAUUCAUUUGAUCAGUUUGUGGACGACGUCUUCAAGCAUAUUGACAUGACAAAGAAAAAAUUCCAAGACCUAUCAUGCUUCCUUUGUGGCCAUUCAAUGGGUGGAGCAAUAUCCAUUCUUUCAGCUUUGCGAAGGCCAGAAUAUUUUAAAGGCGUUCUCUUGAUAAGUCCUGCCGUAGCAACAAAUCCAGAAUUAACUACACCUUUUAAGACAGCAAUAGCAAAAUUUCUGCGAUGGAUCGCGCCUCAAUUCCCAGUGGCAUCUUUGGAUCUCUCCCUAGUAUGCAGCUGUCCUAAAGAAGUGAAAACCAUGGAGGAAGAUCCACUGAGGUUUCACGGUUUCUGCAAAGCUGGAUUUGGUGCCUCUUUAGUUGAUGCAUGCAAGGAAAUUCAGAGUAAAAUUCCUUCUAUCACCUUUCCAUUUGUGAUAUAUCAAGGAGAGGAUGACAAACUUUGUGCACCAGAAGGUGCCAUUCUGAUGUAUGAAAAAGCUGCGUCCACUGAUAAGUCCAUUAAAAUGUACCCAAAAGCCUAUCACAGUCUUCUUUACGAACCUAAUGGGGUUGCUGAGCAAGUCGUUGAAGAUAUAAUAGAAUGGUUAACAUCUCGAGCAUAAAUUUAUAGAAAGCAGUACCUCUCUUAUUUUUCAAUUUUAUCAGCAAGAAGUGUGAAGAGAGCGUAAUUCGAAUUCGAAAUAGAAUGUUAAUGUAGCUAAUGUAUUAUCACGACGGCAUAAUUAUGCUCUAGCUAUAUUAUAAGUUCGAAUGUAAACAUUUCUUGAGGUUGUGUAACACAAGCUGCUAUUAAUACUCUUUCCUUUCUAAAUUCUGAUUCUGAAGAGCUUGCCUUUAUUAAAAUAGUGCAUUUUAUUGUAAAUAAUUCUAAUAUACUUUUUAUACAAUAAAUGUUAAGAAACAAAGAGUUUUACAAUAUUGCUGUAUUUUCAGUGAUUAAGUUACCUGUAAUCCCAAAUCUUAUAAAAUAGUCUUGAGAGAUAAAAAUUAUGCAUGUAAUAUUCCGAUCUAGGACGUAACGCAAAAGUAACGUAAAAGUAUAGCAUGGUUAUUUGAUAUGAUUACCAGUCUUGCAGCUAAGCUUCUAUAUUUUUUUAAAACCAGAGUUAUUUGUUUGUAAGAAGGCUGAUAAAGUUAUUAAUGAAAGAAUACUUUCUUUCACAAGGGUUUUAAUUCUUUUUCUACAUUAGUUUUCAAAAUAAUAUGUUAACAUAACACUAAUGCCUUUUCUUUUUUCACCUUUUACGUUCUUAACUAAAAAAUUGUUUAUCAUACUUAUUAUGAUGAAACAGAUAUCACAUAUUGUAACUACAUGAAAGUAUUAACAGCAAGAACAUUAAAUAAAGUGCUUCAAAUUUUGGAAAUUUCCAUCCAUUUUCAUAAGAGAAAUAUUUCAUAUGAAGCAUAAAAUAUUUAAAAUCUAAUGAUUUUUAUUUUCAUUAGCUCAAUAACUUAGCAAUCUUUAACAACACAGUUAUGUUUGGUAAUUUCCCUCCCGCUUCUGUUGGAUAAUUGGGAAUGUGCAAAUGAUGACAACGGGUAGACAGAGAAUAACAUUUUAGUAAAAAAGAUGAUAUGUGUCUAAUAAUUUUUAUUCGUCGUUCUGCAGACGUUUUCCAGCAAUAUCAUUUUUCUCUUUUACAUCAAAAGAAAACCUCUACAAUCAUUUGGAGUGUUUAACUAGCAUCUUGAAAUAAUACGUUAAACGUUCCUUUAUGGCUUAGUUAUAACACUAUAAUAAAAAUAUCUGGAAUUUUUCAAAUACUCUUUUCAGCUUCUCUUUUAUAAAACUUUAAAGAUUCUAAAAUUUAGUGAACCUAACUGAUUCUGAACAUAGAUUUUUAUUUUUUGACUUUAUCACACAUUUAACAGCCAUAGUAUGUUUUCUUUUAUAAAUAAUUUUAGAUAUUUUUAUGAGCUUAAAUUUAUAUUGCAUUUUAGUUAUUUCUUUAUGAGCUUGAGAUUUAAUCUCACACUUAUGUUUUAUUGUUAGAGUUAUUUCCUCCAGCCAUAUAAUUACCUCCGUGACUAAAUACCUAUUUUAUUUUAAACUAAGGUAUGGUCUCCCAGUGCAAAUUUUGCGGUUCGAAAUAUUUUUAAAUUCAAGGAUAAAAUUUUUUACUUAUAUUUAAAUUAAGUGACAUAAGUCGCUUAGAGUUUUAUUUAUAUAAAUGUUUAUAUACAUAUAUGUAAUCCAACUUUUAGGCAUAUACAAGAAAAUAGUUUUGACUUACUGAAAUUCCACUGUCUCAAAUAAUUAGCGCAAGAAGGCUAACAAUCCUACGUUAUACUGAAUCCUACGUUCACUGAAAUUUUAUAAUAAAUACAAAAUUCAUUAAAUAUUGAAAACAUUAAUGUAACUCUCUUACAUCAAUUUUUUAUAUUAAAAAAUGAUAUAAGAUAGUUACGUUUUAAAACGUAACUCUCUUAUAUCAGUAAACGUAACUCUCUUAUAUCUUAUUAAAAAAUUUGUUAGUCAUAAGACUGCUAGCUUAAAUUAACCUGAAACUUUUAACACCAUGACAAGUCUAAUUUACUUAUUUUAUUGUUUUCUUUCUUUGACUGGUUUGAAGAACUUCACAACGAUAUUUUUCAAUUUCACACACACAUACACACACAAAAUAAAUAAAUAAAUAAAAUAAGUUUUCAGUUUUAUCAUCGAAAAAUUUUAGCUAACUAUUUGAUCAGAAAGCAGUAAAGCUUGCUUUCCAUAGCAAGCAAAUAAAGUAGUGAUAAAAUAUAUUAACACACAUAAUUUUGAGGCAUCAAAAAUCAGAUUCUAAUAUUCAGUUUAUUGUAAUAAUUAACAUAAAUACAUUCUAUAUUGACAAAAAAAGUGUGUCCUUUUAUUCAUGUGGGCUUUUAUCAAUGUGAGCUUUGAUCUCUGUGGGCUUUUAUCUAUGUGCGCUUUCAUCUGCCUGGGUAUUUUCGCGUGGGCAAUUAUCACAGUGGGAUUAAUUUUUGCGAGCUUUUGUAACGUGCUCUUUUGUCUGGUGAGCUUUUAUCUAUUCACGGUUUCAAAAUUAUCUAGCACAAGCACGCUUUUGUGUUUUGUGUGUUCAACCUAAACGAAAGCUGCUAAGCGAGUUUUUAGCAAAGUUCAUUUUGAGCAAGAAUUCGUUUUCUUCUCUAAAUUUGUAGUCAUUAAUGUUCAUAAUAUCAAAAUAUUGCUAUUCAUAAUAUUUUAUGGAGGCAGAGCAAUUCAGACACAUAUAUGCAUGCAAAAUAUUUAUUUUGUAUAAUUUUUUUGGGUCAGACAAAACUGGAUAUUCAAAACUAUUAGAGGAGAGAAUAAUUAAAAGGAAAAUAGAGUCACAUAUCUCAACUCUUCUUCAAGGGGUUGAUGCCACGAGAUAACAGGAUAAUAAUCAUGUGUCUGACCUGCGUAAUGAAAAAUGUGAUAAUUCCAAAAGUUAAGUUCAAAACAAAGAGUUUCUAUAAUUUUGCACAUAAAUUAGCUUAUUGUUCGUUAAUGUAAUUCAGUAUAGUAUAUUUAACAGAGCAAAAACAUUUAAUUUUCAGUUUAUAGACUGACACACCAUGAGAUAUUGCUAAAUGUUUUUUUCUUUUUGAAAAAUUCGUGUUUGCCAGCAGUGUUAACUAUCUGUCAUAAAGCUGCAGUGACCCCUUAGUAGAAGUCAAUGAACUUGAACGUACAAACUCACCCUCAAGGAAUUCGAAGGCUGGUUCAAUCUGCGAACUAUUGUCUUCAUACGUACGCUUGAGGUUCGAAAUCAAGCAGAUAGUUGAAGAAACUCAAGGUAAUUUAAGACCACGGAGUUUAAGCUGAACUAUGCGGUAUUUAUUACAGGUUUUUCUAAUAGCAAAUACCUUCAUCGUUGCAAUUGUGUAAACUAGCGAUUUUAAUAAAAACAAAGAAAAGUAGUUUUAAAAUUUUAAUAAAUCUAUAGAGCUUUACCAGACUGCAGAUUUAACAUAGUACUUACUUGUCAUAUUAAUGACGUUUUAGACAAGGUUCAAAGUUCAAGGCAUUAAAUAUUCUGAGGUUCAGUUGUUUUUCAUAAUGCUUGCCAAAUGAAAUAUUUUUCAACAUAUUUUUUGCCUUGCCAUAACUUUUAAACUGAGAGGGAAGAAUGUAUUAAUUUUUAAGUUUGAAGUAUUGCAUCAGUGCCCCAAAACAAUAUUAUUGUUUACGUAUAUCUUAAUAUAAUGAUCUUAAUUUAGAAAAAAUAUACUCGAUAAGAGAUGUCGAGAAAUGUUUUUAUCCACGAAGUGAGCGUAGUUUUUUUUAUUUCGUUCCCUGGAAAAAAAAAAUGCAUUUCUCCUUCAAAUUUGUAUUCCAUGAUAAUAUUUCAAUACAUAACUAUAUAAAGAAUUUAAUAGACGAUUUAACCGUAUUUGUUUUAAAAGUAUUGAAAUUUCAUUUACGUAUGCAACAAUAUGUUAAAAUGCUUUACUAUUUGCAGCUGUAAAUAAUUUUAUGUAAACUGAAUGCAGAUAUUUUGCUUUCAAGAACUAAUUUCUCUGUAAAAUUCUUGAAAAUCACAUAUUUAAUCAAUGACAAUUAAGAUUUAACUAUUUAGGAUAAUUUUAAUUUAUGUUAUGAUAAAUGUAAAACAGACUUUAAUAGUAAGCAAUUACAUUCUAAAGUCUAAUAAAAGCUCUUCGUUUGUCAGAAAAAUAACUAUUUUAUUUUAUCACCAAGUUUAUUGCUGUGCAAACGUUUUCUUUAUUAGUUGUUUGUAGACUUGUAAGAAUAAACGUAUUUUAAUACUAACCAAGUGAGCGUUGAAAACGUUCAUUUGAAGUUCGUCUUCCAUACAGACUUUUAUAUCACGUGUGUGUAAAAGAAAGUUGCUAAAUAUGAUUUACUGUUAUUUAGAUUACUAUGUGUUGUUUUUUAUUGCACAUGAAAGGAAUUUUACUGAAUUAUUUUAUGUGUUCAUAUACAUAUAUAUAUUAUAUUGCCUAAAUAUAGAGCUAAAUAUCUUGUUCUUUCAGUACUUAUAAAGUUUGUAUCACUUCAAUAAAUGUUUAGUUUCUUUGUUCA